UCAUUCGUAUAUUCGACAUUCUGACGUCGGGGUCCCCCGAUAACAGUUUUUUGGCGUGCGUUUUUGUGCCGUCCAACGCCAAAUUCUUUUAAUAGCGUUGCCGUCGUCGCCGAUGAGUGCAUCUUCUUCAGCGGGUUCACUUUUUUAUUUUAUUUUCCCAUUUACUUUUUCAUUUUUUGAAACGGACAAUUCGCGUUGCGACGAUUGCGCGAAAACUUCACUCCACAUUAAUAAGCGCGUAUAUAAAGUCUUUUGGCGGUGUUUUGAAUUGACUUCGAAUUGAAUCUUCUUCGUGUUGUUGCGGCCAACUCAAAAAUAAAAAAAGAAAUUCUACGAAAGAAAAUAAACAUUUAUUUUAAAUAUGUAUGGCAUACAAUGGUUAUUAACGUUAUUGGUGAUAUCAUCACUUUGCGUCAAUGAAAUUCAUACAGUACGACCGGCUUUCGAUCUCCAAGGGGACUAUUGUCUAACAAAAACUGGACCAAGAUGUUGUUCAGGACGAAUGGAUGCCUGUUCAAGACCGAUUUUAGGUACAUUAUGUUAUUGCGAUGAUUUCUGUGAUUCAAGAAAAGAUGAAGACUGUUGCCCGGAUUAUUGGAGCGUUUGCAGAAAUGACCCCGAGCCGAUUGUUGCAAGUUGUCGCUAUCAAAACCAAGUGGUCGAAGUUAAUAAAAGCAUUAAGGAUAAUUGCAAUUUGUGUAAAUGUAAUUUGUGGAAUAUGACAUUUGCGGAGAUUUUAUGCGAAAAACAUACUUGUUUAAUUGAACCGGAUGUUAUUAACACUGUUAAUCAACAUUAUGCCAGAUAUGGAUGGACUGCUACGAAUUAUACCAAAUUUUGGGGUAGAAAACAUGAAGAAGGUAUCAGAUUACGAUUAGGUACAAAACAACCGCAUCGUUUCGUUAAAAGAAUGAAUCCAGUUAGACUCGUUUACGACCCAUAUACUUUACCAAAAGAAUUUGAUUCGGACAAAACAUGGCCUGGAUACAUAUCAGGUAUCAUUGAUCAAGGAUGGUGUGGUUCUUCUUGGGCUUUAUCAACUGUAGCGGUAGCUUCAGAUAGAUACGCUGUGAUUUCGAAAGGGUUGGAAGUCGUCCAACUCAGCGCUCAACAUCUUUUAUCUUGUGAUAAUCGCGGUCAACAAAGCUGUGAUGGUGGUCAUCUUGAUAGAGCUUGGAAUUAUUUUAGAAAAUUCGGUUUAGUCGACAAUGAUUGUUUUCCUUAUAAAGGUACUAAUGAAAAAUGUCCUUUCCCAAGGAGCGGAAAUUUAAAAACAGCUCGUUGUGCACAACCUACCAAUGAAUUUCGCACCGAUAGAUAUAUGGUUUCACCAGCUCAUAGAGUUGCUAACGAAUCUGAUAUUAUGUAUGAAAUUAUGCAUAGUGGACCAGUACAAGCCACAAUGAAAGUGUAUCAUGAUUUCUUUUCUUACCAAGGAGGUAUUUACAAACAUACUGAUUUAACUGAUAAUGAUAGAACUGGAUAUCAUUCCGUUAGAAUUGUUGGGUGGGGUGAAGAAUAUUCUUAUUCUGGAGUGCAAAAAUAUUGGAAAGUUGCAAACAGUUGGGGGACCGAAUGGGGUGAAAAUGGUUAUUUUAGAAUAGUAAAAGGACACAAUGAAUGCGAAAUAGAAACGUUUGUUUUGGGAGUAAUCCCGUUGAUUCAAUCGGAAGAGAUGAAAUAAAUAAAAAGAAUAUAAUGAGAAAAUUUGUGCCAUCUCCGACGUUGUUUAAUUUAUUAGAUUAUCUGGAUUCUUUAUUUAUACGCUAACUGCCCUUGUAUGUGUUCUGAUUUUAUUAUUUUUAAUUCUAAUUAUAAUUGAACAAAAUAUAAAAAGUAAUGAUAUAAAUUAUGUUCAAUUUAUUCUUAAUUUAAGUUAGCUUUUAUGUAUUAAGUCAUGUUUAUGUAUUAAGUCUGUAUUGUAUCAUAUGAUUUUAUUAGAUGCGAUGCUAUUUUUCUAUGUGUAUACACUGUUCGUAAUAAGUACAAUAAAAAGUAUUUCAAAACAUAAUAAAAA
Onthophagus taurus is the source of this 2017-nucleotide messenger RNA. It is a transcript of the gene Swim, whose product is annotated as Secreted Wg-interacting molecule. Gene Ontology annotation, biological process: proteolysis. The record is from RefSeq and is a predicted model, not a curated record. Gene Ontology annotation, molecular function: cysteine-type peptidase activity. Lineage: Eukaryota; Metazoa; Arthropoda; Insecta; Coleoptera; Scarabaeidae.